Messenger RNA from Neltuma alba, 1050 nucleotides. RefSeq names its product pentatricopeptide repeat-containing protein At1g62350-like. Gene Ontology annotation, molecular function: protein binding; RNA binding. NCBI's taxonomy places the organism in Eukaryota, Viridiplantae, Streptophyta, Magnoliopsida, Fabales, Fabaceae. The coding region runs from base 81 to 824 and encodes 247 amino acids. The transcript has 3 exons. The record is from RefSeq and is a predicted model, not a curated record. Gene Ontology annotation, biological process: chloroplast organization; Group II intron splicing.
GCCGCGGUUUUGGUAAGGGUGCGUUCUGCGAGGGAUCUUUUCUAUUUCAAUCUGGGGAACGCAAUGCAGAAAACAUCAUCAUGAUGGCUUCUCUGAUGAAUUACCAGCCCACUUUGUUGAAUUUUCGAAGCGUUGUCAAUGGGAAGGGCUCGGCUGGGUCAAACCGUGGGGGUGUCAUUAUAUGCGGCCUCCGGAGGAGCCCCAGAAAAAGCCUAUGGAGGUCGAGGGUUUUGUCCAAAGAAGCCAUUCAGGUGGUUCAUUCCCUUAAGCUCGCGAAAUCUACCCCUAAAGUUCAACAUCUUCUCGAUUCCAGACUCUCCAGGCUUCUCAAAGUUGAUGUCUUGGACGUCCUCUCGGAGCUGCACAGACAAAAUGAAUUGGAUUUGUGCCUCCAGGUUUUCGACUUCAUCAGGAAGGAAGCAGUAUAUGAGAGGGAGUUGUCCCUGUACUCGGACAUGAUACUGUUGCUGGGAAGAAAUAAGGAGAUUGGGAGGGCGGAAGAGGUGUUUUCUCAGGUAAUGGAAAAGGGAUUGAAACCUGACACAAGGAUGUACACGGAGAUGAUAGGAGCUUAUAUACAAGCAGGCAUGACGGAAAAGGCAAUGGAGACGUACGGCCUUAUGAAGGCGUCUGGUUGUGCCCCGGACAAGCUGACCUUCACAAUUCUGAUAAGGAACCUCCACAAGGCUGGCCUGCAACACCUGGCUGCAACUUUGAAGGAUGAGUGCUUUGACUACGUGGACUCUCCUCAAAAAUUCAUUCGUCAACUCCACCGCAAGCAUGCCAAAGGGAGAUCAAUUGUCGGCGAUGAUCUUACUUCUUGAUGGAGUGGUGAACAUGCGGCUUCAUUUUCUCCCCCCUUCAAUGGAAAACGCCAUCGGAGAAACAAUGUCGGGGUGAUUUAGCAAUUGUCCUGGAUUUUUAAUGGGUUCAUUUAUUUUCUCCCUUAAAUCCAUGUUAUUUGUCUAUUUCUGUCGCUCAAUAUUGUAUUACAGAAAGACGAAAGGUCGUAAUAUUGAAUUACGAGAAAGGUCACGUCUUCUACGCCCA